CAGCUCAGUUUAUUCGACUCUGACAAACAUGGCUAAAAUGUUUUACUGCUGGCUGCCUUUUCUGUGCCAACUCUGGACUCUACAAGCUUUGAGCCUAGACUCCUUAGUGGGUCAAAGCACCAUCUAUUAUCAGCAGGAUGCAUCGGAGCAGCUGUUGCAGCAAGUGGAUCAGCUAAAAAGCGUCGAAUCGCUGCAGCUGAUUGUGCAUGGAUUUCUCGCCUCGCGUAGUCACAGUUCGAUUAUGCCGCUAAGAAAUGCCUACACAGCUCAAGGAUAUGCGCAUGUUUUGGUUGCCGACUGGUCGCCAGCUGCCAACUUGGAUUAUCCCAGCUCAAGGCGAGCUGUUUCGAAGGUUGCCUCGGUGUUGGCCAAGCAGCUUCAACAGUUUUUGGCCAAGCACAGCAUACCAUUGGAUCAAGUACACAUUCUCGGCCACAGUUUGGGCGCACACAUUGCCGGCUGCAUUGGACAGCACUUUAAUGGCUCGCUGGGACGCAUCACGGGCUUGGAUCCGGCGUUGCCUUUGUUCACUUCGCAUUCGGAUGACAGUCUGCAGUCGAGUGCAGCUCGCUUUGUGGAUGUCUUACACACCGAUUAUCCGAUCUUUGGGGAUCUGACGCCACGUGGCCACGUUGACUUUUAUCCCAACUUUGGGCAUACUCCGCAACCGGGUUGCGAGGAAGUCGAUCUGUUGACGGCCAGCAAACUGUUGCUGGAGGCUUCUGCAGUCACAAUCGUGCCGUUCUGCUUUACGCCGAGUCCAUUGGGCUGCCGAAGAGUUUUCCCAGCAUUCCCUGCAGCUGGAAGUCAAUCAGAGGCAGCAGAAGCUGUGCCGAAAAGUUGUCGGAGUUUAAUUUAAACAGUACGGAGCUGGAGGCUGCCAUUGGCAGCAUGGACGACACGCAAGUGGUGUACAUGGGCGAGCAGGUGGCACGCAGGUAAUUUAAAUAUUCAACUGAAGUGAACGUCUUGCGAUUUAAACUUUUCGUUUACUAGCGCCACCUCCUAUUAUUAUUUGGAAACCAAUGCAGCGCCACCUUUUGGUCAAGGUGUGCGUGCCAAGUUUGCUUAAAAUGAAACUUGGCGUGCAUAUGACAGCUGCUGUACUAUAGAUGGCGCUGUCAUGGCAAGCAGCUUUGACUUGACAGCGGCGCGUGUGCUAGCGAUUAAAAGCUGAUUGCUAUGUGAUAGCGGGCUAUUUGAAAUAAGUAAUUUUUAAGGCGGAUGAAUACUUAUUAUUACAAAUUAGUAAUAAAUAACAUUAUUGUACAAUUUAAUGUAAUCAUGUGGAUAAAUAAUUGUAUUAUAAUAUAUUAUAAUGGUAGUCAGUCAAAUACUAAAAUAAAACUCUUAUUCCUCUUACAUUAUUCGUUGCCCUUGGUGCGGUGUGACACAAUCUUUUAGCCAAGCAAAUAAAUUUACAGUUUACAUGGCAAUGGCUGUGUUGUGUUGACCGCAAGCUCAAUUUCUUCGUAGAUUUAAUUUGGCAUCGGCAUUUCAGUCGUAAAUCACAGGAAUUUUAUGAAUGAAGUUCAGCUGCAGUCGAAGCCACAGACUCUCUGACUUCGACGCUGACUCUGACUCUGAAUCUGAAGAGGGAAAUGCAAAUAGAGUAGAAAAGAGGAAAAGAGGUGCAGAGCAGAGCAGAGCCUAAGGUUAUUUAUGAGCCAAUAACUUAACAACAAAACGCUCAUCUACAUUUAAUGGCGAUAAUUUUUGACGCAAUUUGAGAAACAGACACAGCGGCGGUCUCAUCGACGAUACUUGUCUCCGUUGUCUUCUCCUUGGUCUAAAAAGAAAGCAAGAAGCUAACCGCAGAAGAUAACACAAAACACUUGACACCUUGCUGAGCCUCCAGGCAGAGUCCGGCCUCAUAUGGAGUAGAGGUGAGGAGAGCAAGACGACGACGACGACACCUGAGGCACCUGAGCACAAAUAAAAGGCAGCAGCAGAAAGAGAGAGAAACAAAUAAACGCAGCGAUCGUAAAUUUACAAUAAAAAGAUUCAAAGCGUGGCGAGAGGAAAGGGGAAGCACUAAAAGGAGGGCAACAUGCAGUAAAUUUUAGGAUUUCCAGAUGGCAACAGCUGCUGAAGUUCGACUCGGAGUUGGAGUUGAAGACAGAGUUGAAGCUGCAGCAUUCCUGCGAUGCCUGUUGCAUGUUGUGUGGGUGGCAGAGUGUUGUUGUUGUUGUUGUUGUUGUGGCAGAUAGAUAACAUUCAUGGCUGCACUCGCUGAGUCGGCUCACUCGUUGCGUUCUAAUUCAUUGCCUCACUUGACUGCCAGCCAGCAUUGUAUGAGCGAGUGUAGCAAAAAUACAAAGCUAACUCGUUCCACAAAUCGAUUUCAGGCUUCAUUAGCUCCACAUAGCGCACAGGAAACUCCCGCACUUUGCACUCUGCUUUGCUUUUCCAUUCUUCUCCCUUCUCUCUUCUCCCUUCUCCAUUCUCCAAUUCAUUCUUUGGCGCAUGGCUUACUUGGUAAACAGAAAUGCGUAAAACUAUCGCCCGCUGUCCUCUGCUGACCCUAACAAUUCCCUUUCUCCUCUCCUAUUGAUGCGCCAUGCUCGACCAAGCAGCCACUGAGUUGUUGUUGUUGUUGUUUUUGCUCCCAUACGCGUACGUUCUCAUUUUCCCUCAUUUCCCUUCAUUUGAUUUCAUUUCCAUGUUCAAAUUUUGUCGCUUUGCGUUUUUGUUUUUCCACCUUUUGUGAAUUUGUGUCAUGCGUCGGUUUUUCCUCAUCGUUGGCUCGCUUUCUGUGUUGUAUUUCUGUUGUUUUUGUAACUUGGCUUUAAUUUCUGUUGACUGAGAAAGGAAAACACACACACAAAAAAAAAAUACAAAAAAUGCUGUUGACUUUCUAGCAUCAUUGGAGCUGACGGAGAAGUUAGCUGCCUACCUUCAAAGUGUUCCGCUCCAAUUCGCGUGAUUUGGCCAAAGAAUGCAAAGCAAUUGCUUUGAUAAUAGAACGAGCGAAGAAGUCUGCAAAUUCUUAUGAAUAUCUGUAUAUGGAUAUAAGCUCAGAUUACUGUUGUUUGCAGAAAAGUUAAUACAUGCUGAUAAUUUUGGAGA
This is a messenger RNA of Drosophila sulfurigaster albostrigata, 3069 nucleotides long. RefSeq names its product lipase member H. NCBI's taxonomy places the organism in Eukaryota, Metazoa, Arthropoda, Insecta, Diptera, Drosophilidae. The transcript has 3 exons. Gene Ontology annotation, molecular function: lipase activity. Bases 29 to 859 code for a protein of 276 amino acids. Gene Ontology annotation, biological process: lipid metabolic process. The record is from RefSeq and is a predicted model, not a curated record.